AUGCUUAUUGCGAAGCUGCCACCGAGGACUGUGACUGAAACACUAGUCAAUUUCUUCUUUGAGGAGGUAAACUGGCAUUACUUUAUCCUCGAGCGACUCUAUUUCGAUGACCUAUUUUCACGCUGGCCGCUUGGAGAGCAAACAGAGCCUGUGAGCUACCUGAAAAGCGCAGAACUUACAGCAGAACUGCAAUACUUUCCUUCCCUACUAUUCCAGGUUAUCGCAUUAGCCAUGCAAUUCCUACCACCUGAUCAUGAUAUCUUUGAUGGGUUGUCACAGGCGGAAAUAACCUCUUCACAGACCUAUAGCGAUCUGGGUCACGAGAUGUUAUCGCUUUUGGGCAGACCUGGGUUUACCCUCACUGCAGUACAAGCGGAUUUUCUCAGGUCUUCGUGGCUGAAAAACUACGGUAGAGGCGCGGAAGCUUGGCAUGUGAUUGGAUAUGCUAUCAGACAAGCCCAGGAACUUGGACUGCACCGGCAACAUGAAGUUCAUCAAUCAGAUCAAACCAAUGUUGACCAGACGCUGAGUCUGUUCUGGUACGAAGAGAAUAAGAAGCGUGUAUGGAUCAAUCUAUUCGUCUGGGAUGGUUUCAUGGCUAUGAUUCUUGGUCGCCCUCGAACGAUACAUAUGGAUGACUGCGAUGCCAUGCCCCCAUUGAAUUGUAAUAUACCUAGGAAUCCCUCCGCCGCGGUACCAAUGGUCAUACGCCCCGAAGAUAAUCGCGGUAUUGCAACUGUCUCUGCACCUCUGUUCCGGUACGCACUUGCAUGCAAGAUGCAUGAGAUGCGAGCGCUCAAAGCAGAUCGUCCUCACCCUAAAGACUAUUCUGUUGUCCGAAAGAUCCAUGUGGGCCUAUUAUCAUUAUUGGAUGAAUUACCCGCCUUCUUACGGUCGAACAAUUCAGACACUACUUGGGACUUGGAGUGCCCGUAUCUCCCCCAGCUCCGUCAAGAACUGCAGGUCAUGGCGAACCUAUUCCUCAUGACAUUACAUCGGCCACAUAUUAUAUUUAACUCAGAGAGCCGGAAAGCGGCUAUGCAGGCAGCACUUGAAACGCUUGAUUCCCAAUACCGCUCCUUCACACAAGCCAAACGACAUCACUAUCGCCUAUUCGGCCUUGCUUUCUAUACAAUUGAUGCUUCAUUUCUCGUUUCAAUUAUUACAAUCUUGUUUCCUCCGCAGGACCACGAAGUGAAACAAAAGAUUGAACACAGCCUCCAGCAAGCGAUUGAAAGCCUUUCCAUUAUGAAAGCUUUCAGCCCAACAGCUGAAGCAGGGCUAGACGUCCUCCAGCGUUGCUAUCAAAAGCUCAAGGCUGUUUGUGGAUCACCAAGCAAUAGUUCUCAAACGAGAACAACCUCAUACGGCACAGCCAGUGAUGGCCUCAACAAUAUCAUACGGGAUCUGGCCUUCCAAGGCUCCGAUCCAUUUCCUGAUCCUCAGCCCGAGCUUUCUCAUCUCAACACGUCUUUUGCUCCCAGUCCUUCGCCCCAUAUCUUGGAGUCUUUUCCAAAUAGCUUUAAUCAGACAUAUUGGUUGGAUCAGUUGAACCUGAUUCACCCCUAUUUAUCUGAUCAGGAUUCCGGAAAUCUGUGUCAAAAUAUCAAUUUUGAUUGA
Molecule: messenger RNA, 1620 nt
Organism: Penicillium angulare
Lineage: Eukaryota; Fungi; Ascomycota; Eurotiomycetes; Eurotiales; Aspergillaceae
Product: fungal specific transcription factor domain-containing protein
Exons: 3
Coding region: 1-1620 (539 amino acids)
Biological process (GO): DNA-templated transcription
Cellular component (GO): nucleus
Molecular function (GO): DNA binding; zinc ion binding
Source: RefSeq, a predicted model, not a curated record